This is a messenger RNA of Babesia bovis T2Bo, 1335 nucleotides long. RefSeq names its product GPI transamidase subunit PIG-U family protein. The transcript is spliced from 7 exons. Lineage: Eukaryota; Apicomplexa; Aconoidasida; Piroplasmida; Babesiidae. Gene Ontology annotation, biological process: protein localization to cell surface; attachment of GPI anchor to protein. Bases 50 to 1306 code for a protein of 418 amino acids. Gene Ontology annotation, cellular component: GPI-anchor transamidase complex; membrane. The record is from RefSeq and is a predicted model, not a curated record.
CCCUACGUGGCAAACAUCGUAACCUCUAUAACGAUUAGAUGUAAUCCCGAUGCUUAUUUUUGCGUGUUUAGUGGUGUUCAGGGCGUUGUUGCAGGUAGCUGUAAGGCGCGUGGCACCUAUUAUACCGUUCCUUGUGACGCGCAACUCGCGCGACGUCCUGGAGUAUAUCGCCCUGCGGGAUAUCGGCUACUUACACAAGUAUGAAGCUGGUAAUUCAUUUAUAUACUCACUGGUGUACUGGCUGUCAUCAAAGGUACCUAAUGUGGACACCCUGGACUUAACGCGAAUCGUUAUAUACCUAACUGACAUUGUCUCCGCAUGGUUCUGGUACAUGACAUUACGUUUACUGCCAGAUUCUAAUCUCGAUAAGAACAAGCAUGCAGAAGGCUAUGGCUUUCAGACUAAGCUGCCAUGGCUCAUAGCUGGACUGCAUCUGCUGAAUCCCAUAUCGGUAAUCUAUAAUGAAGCUGCUAAUCCCGAUGGAGUGGGUUACUUCUGGGUAUCAUUUGCCGUGUUGGCUGCGGUGCUACUGAACGCCCUCAAGAGGCCCAGCCUACUGGCGUACGUGUUGUACCAGGUAGCCGCCACAGGGCUACUGGUGAACAACUCGUUCAAGAUGUAUGCGGUACUGCCGGUAUUGACCAUGUUGGCCGUGCACGUACGGUUUAGAUUCAGCCACAAGCGUUCAGUGACGUACAGUGACCUCUGCCAAAUGUGCAGAUACAUUGUACCGCACAUGGUGGUUACACUGCUGCUGGCACUGUGCUACUAUAGCCUCAGCGGACUGGGUGAGCUAAAACGACACCUGGUUGAUCAAUACACUGGACGCGGUACCGGGAUUGACUACUCACUCUACUGGUACAUCCACCGGGUGGUGCCGGGAGUGUUCAUAGCUGGUAACAUAUUCAAGUUACACAUGAUGCUGUUUUGCCUGCCGAUGCCGCUGAUGGUGGUAUUGCGGCAUAGGCCCCUGGAGGCCGUCAUCAUUGCAACCGUUAUCAACAUCGUGCAAUCGCCCAGCCUAUCGUUGCUGGGAUUGUGGUACAUCGUGUCAUUGCUUGCACUGCACUACCCACUCAUGGACAAGGCAUUCGGGUUCACUAAGAUGGCCACCGUGAUGUUUGGAGCCAUGAUAUUCUCAGUGGUGGCCUAUGUAGUUUGGGUUGGCAGGUAUAUAGCCAACCCAAACUACUUCUUCGCGCCUCAGCUGGCCAUACUGGCCACAUUAUGCAUGGUACUGGAAGACUAUACGUGCGCCACAACGCAACUGGCCAACUCAGCGAUGGCACAUGAAAAGAAACAUUAGAUGCCGUGGAUAGAUAAUAUAAUUGUACC